Messenger RNA from Cucurbita pepo subsp. pepo (vegetable marrow), 830 nucleotides. Its product is annotated as Calcium-binding EF hand family protein. Gene Ontology annotation, molecular function: calcium ion binding. The record is from RefSeq and is a predicted model, not a curated record. Lineage: Eukaryota; Viridiplantae; Streptophyta; Magnoliopsida; Cucurbitales; Cucurbitaceae.
CUUGCAUUCCGGGAAAGGAAGGUCGCUUUAUUCCAAGUUUCCUUCCGAACAGGAAAAGGAAAUGUGUGGCAGAAGCAGAGCGGGCAUCUCAAUCUUCCUUCACUCGAAGAACCGAUUUCAAUCACAGUUGGGGGCUGCUUUACGAGGUCUGUGAUCUUCAAUCGCCGUCGCUGCCGUCUAGUAUGGGACAAAUCUUGGGGAGAUUUGGAGGAAAAGAAUGGAGGAUUAAGAAGUUGAAGACGAUAUCAGACAGGAUAUUCGAUAAGAUCAAAAAACAAUCAGAUAAGGAGGAGCUGUCAUUUGAAGAACUAUAUAUUGCCACGUUACUUGUGUUCAAUGAUAUUAAUAAGCUGUUGUCUGGCUCACAUCAUGAUCCGCCUUCAAGGGAACAUUUCAAACAACUCAUAAAGGAACACGAUCGCAACAAGAACGAAAAAAUCGACAAUGAAGAAUUUUUUGGUUUUAUGAUGGAGUUGACAUCUGAAACGUUCCAAUCAGUGAGCCAGAAAUUAGUCCUCACUUUGGUGAUUGCACCAACCAUCGCAGUGUUCACAAAGAAACGUACUGAAGGAGUUCCAGGCGUUGGAAAACUGGUGCAAAAACUCCCCUCUUCAGCAUAUGCUUCCAUUAUCACUCUUGCUGCUGUGCUGUUUCAGAGCUCUCAGCAGCCGCUUCUUAAAUGAUCAGUUGAGACUCCUCUGUUUUCCUUCCUUUGUUUUUUUGCAUUUAUGUGAUUGUGAACUAAUGAUCACUUGAACUUUGAGUUUGAAUUUGAAUUUUGUAUUUCAUGUAUUUUGUUUCUGUAUAUGGCUGUUCAUCCUUUUCUUUCC